AUGCCUUCCUUCACCUCCAAGCUCGCCCUUGCCGGCGCUAUCCUCGCCUCCAAGGCUGCUGCCCACGGUCUCGUCCAGGGCUUCGCCACCGACGGCCAGUACCAGGAGGGCUUCAUCCUCGACGACUACUACGCGAAGCAGAACACGGGCAAGGCCCCCGCCAAGGCCGGCUGGUACGAGGAGGCCACCGACAACGGCUUCGUUUCCCCCGAUGCCUACGGCAAGGCCGACAUCAUCUGCCACAAGAACGCUGAGAACGCUGCCAAGACCGGCACCGUCGCUGCUGGCGGCAAGGUCGACUUCUACUGGACCGCUUGGCCCGAGUCCCACUUCGGACCCGUCCUGACAUACAUUGCCAACUGUGGCACCGCCGACGACGCCUGCUCCACGGUCGACAAGACCACCCUGAAGUGGGUCAAGAUUGACGAGGCCGGUAUCAACCUGGACACCCAGAAGUGGGCUGCCGAGGACCUGAUCGCCAACAACAACACCUGGUCCGUCACCGUGCCCGACAGCAUGGCCCCCGGCCCUUACGUCUUCCGCCACGAGAUCAUCGCCAUGCACGGCGCUGGCUCCGAGGGCGGUGCGCAGAACUACCCCUUCUGCAUCAACAUCGCCAUCACCGGCAGCGGCACUGAGAGCCCCGAGGGCACCCUGGGUACCGAGCUGUACACCUCCACCGACCCCGGUAUCCUCUUCAACCCCUACACCACCCUGACCGACUACACCAUCCCCGGCCCCGCCCUCUUCGGCUCUGGCUCGACCGGCGGCUCGACUGGCGGCUCGACCGGCGGCUCCAACUCGACCACCCCUGCCACUCCCACCGGCAGCGGAGCCUCCCCAUCGGCCACCGGCGGUGCUCUCCCCACCUCCACCGGCUCGCCCGUCACUGGCGGCUACGCCGACGGCGAUGACGAGGAGAGCUCUUGCACCAAGGCCCGCCGUCACGCUCGUGACCUCAAGCGCCGCAACUAA
Diaporthe citri is the source of this 975-nucleotide messenger RNA. RefSeq lists its product as uncharacterized. Lineage: Eukaryota; Fungi; Ascomycota; Sordariomycetes; Diaporthales; Diaporthaceae. The transcript has 2 exons. Bases 1 to 975 code for a protein of 324 amino acids. The record is from RefSeq and is a predicted model, not a curated record.